Messenger RNA from Ostertagia ostertagi, 636 nucleotides. Lineage: Eukaryota; Metazoa; Nematoda; Chromadorea; Rhabditida; Trichostrongylidae. The record is from the annotation of a GenBank genome assembly.
AUGAAGAGAACAGCCGAAGGGAAGGUGAAAGACCGAGAUGUCGAUAUGUUCGGUCAACCGAAGGAAAAUGUAGGAACUUGGGAAGGAAAGCAUGCCGAUGAAAUCCUUAUUUUCACUCACAAAGAUUGUGAACCUCGUGCAAAGGUGGCCGCUUUUGAUAUGGAUGGCACGUUAAUCACGACGAAGUCUGGUAAGGUAUUUCCCGUGGACAAUUCCGACUGGAGGAUAAUUUAUGACAAGGUGGGCAAGGUAGAUAAAAAUGGUUUCAAACGCAAAGUGGAAGCUAUAGUUGCGAAGCUAGGAGUUCCAGCUCAGGCAUUUGUCGCGCUCGGCGAAGGACAUUAUCGAAAACCUUGUACCGGCAUGUGGAAGGAGUUGGAGGAAGCGAAUGGUGAUAUUGCUAUCGAUGUUGCCAAGUCGUUGUAUGUGGGAGAUGCAGCUGGUAGACAUAAAACCAAGACUCGCCCUAAAAAGGAUCACUCGUGCGCCGACAGGUUCUUUGCCGCGAACGUUGGCCUCAAGUUCCAGACUCCGGAAGAGUUUUUCCUUGACCAAAGUACACCUGAGCCAUGGGGACCACCUUCCUUUGAUCCGACUGAGUUUUUCAGUAUGAAAAAACCUCUCCUAGAACCAGAA